This is a messenger RNA of Dictyostelium discoideum AX4, 5133 nucleotides long. It is a transcript of the gene ecmA, whose product is annotated as extracellular matrix protein ST430. Gene Ontology annotation, cellular component: extracellular region. The coding region runs from base 1 to 5133 and encodes 1710 amino acids. The transcript has 3 exons. Lineage: Eukaryota; Evosea; Eumycetozoa; Dictyosteliales; Dictyosteliaceae. The record is from RefSeq and is a predicted model, not a curated record.
AUGAAAAUUUCUAUAUUUAUUUUAUUACUAUUUAUUAGUAGUAUGGUAAUAAUAUCAGUUAAUGCGGAAACUGAAACCAUACAAACCAAUACAGCAUGUGAUUGUGAUGAUGAUUGUGAUGAUGGAAAUAGAUGGUCAACAGAUAUGUGUUCUGCAGGUUUACUUUUUGGAAAAUAUUGCACUCAUACUCAAAUUUGUUGUGAUGAUGAAAAUGCAUGCACAAUUGAUAGUUGUUCAAAAACUUCAGGUUGUGUUCAUACCCCAAUAAAUGUGGAUGAUAAAAAUCCAUGUACAAUUGAUUCAUGUAUCAAAGGUUUUAUUUCACAUACUCAAAUCUCUUGUGAUGAUAAGAAUGCUUGUACAAUCGAUAGUUGUGACUGUUCAUCAGGUUGUCAAAAUAAACCAAUGUCCUGUGAUGAUAAUAAUCCAUGUACCGUAGAUUCUUGCAAUAAUUCAACCGGUUGUCGUAAUACCCCAAUCAGUGUAGAUGAUAAUAAUCCAUGCACAAUAGAUUCAUGUUCAAAAUCAACUGGUGUAGUUCACAUUCCAAUCAAUGUCGACGAUCUUAACCCAUGUACAAUUGAUGCAUGUACCAAAGAAGGUGGUGUUACUCAUACUCCAGUCAAUGUUGAUGAUAAUAACAAAUGUACCACUGAUUCAUGUUCGCUAUUUACAGGUAUAACUCACACUGAAAUCUGUUGUGAUGAUAAUAAUGCCUGUACAGAUGAUUCCUGCUCACCAUCAACUGGUUGCGUAAAUACCCCAAUUUCUUGUGAUGACAAAAACCCAUGCACCGUAGACUCUUGCAACAAUUCAACUGGUUGCUGUUAUACCCCAAUCAAUGUUGAUGACAAUAAUCCAUGUACCAUCGAUGCCUGUACUAAAUCAACAGGUGUCACCCACACUCCAAUCAAUGUCGAUGAUAAUAACCAAUGUACAACUGAUUCAUGUACCAAAGAAGGUGGUGUAACUCAUACUCCAGUCAAUACUGAUGAUAACAAUCCAUGUACUGUUGACUCCUGCUCACCAUUUACAGGUGUUUCUCACACUCCAAUCAAUGUUGAUGAUAAUAACAAAUGUACAAUUGAUGCAUGUACCAAAGAAGGUGGUGUAACUCAUACUCCAGUCAACACUGAUGAUAACAAUGCCUGUACCCUUGAUUCUUGUUCACCAUUAACUGGUGUCACUCAUACCCCAAUAAACUGUGACGAUAAAAAGGCCUGUACUGUAGAUUCAUGUUCAAAUUCAACUGGUUGCGUAAAUACUCCAAUUUCCUGUGAUGAUAAUAAUCCAUGUACUGUUGAUACCUGUGAUGACUCAACCGGUUGUUGCAAUACUCCAAUCAAUGUUGAUGAUAAUAAUCCAUGUACCGUAGAUGCCUGUACCAAAUCAACAGGUGUCACUCAUACCCCAGUAAAUGUAGAUGAUAAUAACAAAUGUACAAUUGAUGCAUGUACCAAAGAAGGUGGUGUAACUCAUACUCCAGUCAAUACUGAUGAUAACAAUGCCUGUACUCUUGAUAACUGUUCACCAUUAACCGGUGUCACUCAUACCCCAAUAAAUUGUGAUGAUAAAAAGGCCUGUACUGUCGACUCAUGUUCAAACUCAACUGGUUGCGUAAAUACUCCAAUUUCCUGUGAUGAUAAUAAUCCAUGUACUGUUGAUUCUUGUGAUGACAUAACUGGUUGUUGCAAUACUCCAAUCAAUGUUGAUGAUAAUAAUCCAUGUACCGUCGAUGCCUGUACCAAAUCAACAGGUGUCACUCAUACCCCAGUAAAUGUAGAUGAUAAUAACAAAUGUACAAUUGAUGCAUGUACCAAAGAAGGUGGUGUAACUCAUACUCCAGUCAAUACUGAUGAUAACAAUGCCUGUACACUUGAUUCCUGUUCACCAUCAACUGGUGUUUCCCACACCCCAAUUAACUGUGAUGAUAGUAAUCCAUGUACCGUAGACUCAUGUUCAAAUUCAACCGGUUGUGUAAACACUCCAGUCAAUGUUGAUGAUAAUAAUCCAUGUACUGUAGAUGCUUGUACCAAAUCAACAGGUGUCACACAUACCCCAGUAAAUGUAGAUGAUAACAACAAAUGUACAAUUGAUGCAUGUACCAAAGAAGGUGGUGUAACUCAUACUCCAGUCAACACUGAUGAUAACAAUGCCUGUACAAUUGAUUCUUGUUCACCAUCAACCGGUAUUUCCCACACCCCAAUCAAUUGUGAUGAUAAAAAGGCCUGUACAGUUGAUUCAUGUUCAAAUUCAACUGGUUGUGUAAAUACUCCAAUUUCCUGUGACGAUAAUAAUCCAUGUACUGUUGAUUCUUGCGAUGACUUAACUGGUUGUUGCAAUACUCCAAUCAAUGUUGAUGAUAAUAAUCCAUGUACCAUCGAUGCCUGUACUAAAUCAACAGGUGUUACUCAUACCCCAGUCAAUGUAGAUGAUAAUAACAAAUGUACAAUUGAUACAUGUACCAAAGAAGGUGGUGUAACUCAUACUCCAGUCAAUACUGAUGAUAACAAUGCCUGUACCCUUGAUUCCUGCUCACCAUCAACUGGUGUUUCCCAUACCCCAAUAAACUGUGAUGAUAAUAAUAAAUGUACUGUAGAUUCAUGUUCAAACUCAACUGGUUGUGUAAAUACUCCAAUUAACUGUGACGAUAGUAAUCCAUGUACCGUAGACUCAUGCAAUAAUUCAACUGGUUGUGUAAACACUCCAGUCAAUGUUGAUGAUAAUAAUCCAUGUACCGUCGAUGCCUGUACCAAAUCAACAGGUGUUACUCAUACCCCAGUCAAUGUAGAUGAUAACAACAAAUGUACAAUUGAUGCAUGUACCAAAGAAGGUGGUGUAACUCAUACCCCAGUCAAUACUGAUGAUAACAAUGCCUGUACAAUUGAUGCAUGUACAAAAGAAGGUGGUGUAACUCAUACUCCAGUCAAUACUGAUGAUAACAAUGCUUGUACCCUUGACUCCUGUUCACCAUCAACUGGCGUUUCCCACACCCCAAUUAACUGUGAUGAUAGUAAUCCAUGUACCGUAGACUCAUGUUCAAAUUCAACCGGUUGUUGCAACACUCCAAUCAAUGUUGAUGAUAAUAAUCCAUGUACUGUAGAUUCAUGUACCAAACCAACAGGUGUCACUCAUACCCCAGUCAAUGUAGAUGAUAACAACAAAUGUACAAUUGAUGCAUGUACCAAAGAAGGUGGUGUAACUCAUACUCCAGUCAAUACUGAUGAUAACAAUGCAUGUACCCUUGAUUCCUGUUCACCAUCAACUGGUAUUUCCCACGCUCCAAUUAACUGUGAUGAUAGUAAUCCAUGUACCAUAGAUUCAUGCAAUAAUUCAACUGGUUGUUGCAACACUCCAAUCAAUGUUGAUGAUAAUAAUCCAUGUACCGUAGAUUCAUGUACUAAAUCAGGUGGUGUCACUCAUACUCCAGUCAAUGUCGAUGAUAAUAACAAAUGUACCACUGAUGCAUGUACUAAAGAAGGUGGUGUAACUCAUACUCCAAUCUCUUGUGAUGAUAAUAAUGCCUGUACAAUUGAUUCAUGUUCAAACUCAACUGGUUGUGUAAACACUCCAAUUAGCUGUGAUGAUAGAAACCCAUGUACUGUUGAUACAUGUACAAAAGAAAAAGGUUGUCAACAUUCCCCAAUCGAUACUGAUGAUAGUAAUAAAUGUACCAUUGAUGCUUGUUCUUCAACCACUGGUGUAACUCAUACUUCAAUUAACUGUGAUGAUAACAAUGCUUGUACAUUCGAUUCAUGUUCAAACUCAACUGGUUGUGUCAGUACUCCAAUUUCAUGUGAUGAUAAAAAUCCAUGUACCUUGGAUUCUUGUGACAAAAAGACAGGUUGUUGUAAUACUCCAAUUAAUGUUGAUGAUAAUGACAAAUGUACCACUGAUUCAUGUACCAAAGAAGGUGGUGUAACUCAUACUCCAAUCUCUUGUGACGAUAACAAUGCCUGUACAACUGAUUCAUGUUCAAAAUCAACUGGUUGUGUAAAUAAACCAAUUUCUUGUGAUGAUAGUAAUCCAUGUACCGUAGACUCAUGUUCAAAUUCAACCGGUUGUUGCAACACUCCAAUCAAUGUUGAUGAUAAUAAUCCAUGUACCACUGACUCAUGUACCAAAUCAGGUGGUGUAACUCAUACUCCAGUCAAUGUUGAUGAUAAUAACAAAUGUACCACAGAUUCAUGUACCAAAGAAGGUGGUAUAACUCAUACUCCAAUCUCUUGUGAUGAUAAUAAUCCAUGUACACUUGACUCAUGUUCACCAACAACUGGUUGUGUAAAUAAACCAAUGAAUGUUGAUGAUAAUGAUGCAUGUACAACCGAUACAUGUAAUAAAGAUGGUACCAUCACUCAUACACCAAUCAAUACAGAUGAUAAUAACAAAUGUACAUUAGAUGCUUGUUCACCAAAGACUGGUGUAACUCAUACACCAAUCAAUUGUGAUGAUGGAAACAAAUGUACAAUCAAUAGUUGUUCACCAUCAGUUGGUUGUAUCUCAACACCAGUUUCAUGUCCAAAACCAAAAGAUAAAUGUUCAAUCUCUCAAUGUGAUUCAGCCAAAGGUUGCAUCGAAGUCCCAAUGAAUUGUACCUCUGAUAAAUGUAAUGAAGCAUCAUGUUGUGAUGGUGUUUGUACCUCAAAACCAAUUAGCUGUCCAAAACCAAAGAAUAAGUGUCAAGUUGCAAAAUGUGAUUUAAUUAAAGGUUGUACCGUCUCAAAUGUAGUAUGUGAUGAUGGUAAUGCUUGUACCGAAGAUUCAUGUUGUUCAGACACUGGUAAAUGUCAAUUCGAACCAAUCAAACUUCCAAAGAAUAAAAACAAAUGUAUCAUUUCAAAAUGUGAUCCAAUUAAAGGUACAAUCACCAACAGUACCGUAAACUGUGAAUGUGAUGACCUUUGUAACAUUGGUGAAUGUUGUGAAGAUACAGGAAAAUGUAAUUACAGACAAAAAGAUUGUGAUGAUAAUAAUCCAAAAACAGCUGAUAGUUGCGAUUCCAAGACUGGUAAAUGUAUUAACAAACCAUAUAAUGUUAUCACAAGUGGUUCUAAUUUAAUCUCUGGUUUAAUUGGUGGUCUCAUUGGUGGUGGUACAGGAGGUAAAGGUGAUUGCAAAACUUGUAAAAAUUAA